AUGGCUCCCCGUGAAACAAGGAGACAAACAGAAGAGGUGUUCCUGCUGAGUGGGAUGGUGAGGACUUCUCAGGUCAAACAACGCCUCGUUUCUGAAAACAGGAGACGAACAAGGAAGACAGCUCAUAGUGUAACCGGGCCGCCAUCUCUGUGGAGGAACAACGACUCUGUGACAAAGGUUCCCCGACGCUGCUCGGAGGAGCCCAAAUGCCAAGGCAGGGGAGGAAUGGAGGAAAGCUAUGAAACAUUUGAGGAGGAGUUGUGGCCACCAAGGGCAGAUCUUCCUCCACAAAGGCCUGUUCGAGCCAUCCACAGAUCAGAAAUGUACAAUUCAAGGACAACUAAAGAGGUUAACCCUGUUCCACAGCAGCCGAGUUCAGAACCGAAGGCCUUUCCCAGACAGCCAAGCGUAGCCAAAACUACAUCUUUGCACAAGGCCUUCUCCAUCCAGAACCUAACUCAGAUAGAAACACCAUGGGAGAAUGUCACUCUCAACCGCUGUCUGUUCGUGGCCAUUACCAUCCUGGUGCUCACCUCGGGCUUUCAGAGGAUGCAUGAAACCUUUCGCGGCCAUGGAUCGGAGGAGGAGGAGGAGGAAGACGCUGCUCUAACAAUGAGACGCCCUGGAGCAAUGCGGCGCCGAGGGCCCCCGCCUGAGCCAGAGACAUCUAUCUGGGAAGUCAUGCUUUCAUGGCUGCCUGACCUUGAUGAUGACGAGGAGGAAGAGGAUGAUGAUGAUGAUAAAGAGAUGAAAAGAGGGAAAUCAAAGAAAGGAGAGACAACGCGGGCACCGAGUAGAGUCAGGAACAGGCCGCUGCUAGACAAAAAGCUCCUAAAGCAAAGCAAAGUGAAAUUAGAGGACAAGAGAGCCAGAAAAGCUAGAGAAGAAAUCAAAGGCAAGAAAAAAAGGGUGAAAAAGGAAGAUCCUGAAGAGGAAGAGGAGCGAGAUGAAGAGACGGUUCCUAAGAAACCUAAGUCAGGAGAAAAGGAGAAGAAAAAAACUAAAAAAGGUUGAUAGUGGCAAAUGUUUAAAUUUUCUAAUUCCUUCUGAAAGCAAAAAUAUUAAACAAAGUAUUCGGUUCAGAAAGGUUUGCUUAGAUAUCCCUCAGAAAAGUAUCUGCAUUAGUAGCAUUAUUACAACUUAGUUUUGCUCUCCAGGACAGACUUUUGUCAGGUGAAGAUUCGUGGAAAUAAAUGUUUGUUUUACAUUUUCAAUCAGCUGGUUACUUAUUUGUGUUAGAAAACAUCUAAUACACAACGCACACUCAGGCUCUGUUAAACAUGAACUCUGUGUUAAUAUAUCGGGUAUACAAAGUCCUAAUGCUUUCCAAAAGCCACUUCAGGGACCUUCAGCUAUCAGUUAAUUCCACCUUUAUUCAAAUCAUCAACCUUAAGUUUAAAUACUACAGGAGCUGUCAGUGCAUGUCUCAGUGAGAGCUUGUUGUAAAUGAAUAGACCAAGAUUCGAUUGGUUUCUCUUUCACUUCUGUAUUUAUUAAAAAAAAACAAAAAAAAAACAAAAAUUAACUUUAAAUGAUUAACCAUGGUAUUGUUUUUCUGACAUCCAGCCUGAUUUACCAGA
Molecule: messenger RNA, 1580 nt
Organism: Menidia menidia (Atlantic silverside)
Lineage: Eukaryota; Metazoa; Chordata; Actinopteri; Atheriniformes; Atherinopsidae
Source: the annotation of a GenBank genome assembly